Molecule: messenger RNA, 10513 nt
Organism: Onychostoma macrolepis
Lineage: Eukaryota; Metazoa; Chordata; Actinopteri; Cypriniformes; Cyprinidae
Exons: 2
Coding region: 6795-7760 (321 amino acids)
Source: RefSeq, a predicted model, not a curated record
UGCCACCCUACUCUCUCCUUCAGCGUGAUUGAUGAUUAUGUUUCACUGUGCUUGGAGAGAGUGGUCAUAGCUUUGAAAGUCAAGCCAUGUUAGGGUUGUGCUGACUCACCGAGAGGACAGACAGGGACAGCAAGUUUGCCCUCUAGAUUCUGAAUUUUAGGGAUUAUACACACACAGAGAAGAAACUGGUGGAAGAGAGGGUGAGAUCUUGAAGAGACAGUGGAUGUUGAUGUGAAAAAGAUGAAGACAGACAUGAUUCCACCUUCCAUACAACAUAUUCAUUACUGUAUGUCAUAAAAUACUGGUGUAAAGACUGCAACGGAUCAACUUUUAAAUGUAUUUAUUAGAGCAUUCUUGAGAUCUCUAUCUGAAUGCAGUACAAAUUCUCUUUUCUGGAACUGCUAAAAUGAUAUGCCAUGUUUGUAUGUUGGCAAUAUCAAGUAUAUGAAUAUGGUAAUCAUUUAGUGUCAUGCUAUAUGUCAAAGAAGCAUGGUAAUACAUCUGAAAGCAUGAUUGUAUCAUGGUACCACCAUGUUAUUUUUUGGUAAGGGUUUGUGCAGUUUAUCCAGUCGAGGGUCUAAUCGUCUUAUUCCCUGUUUGCUGGGGCUAAAUUGAUUUUCUAUUAAGUUUGCAUGACAAACAUGCCUGAUGAUUUCGCAGAUGGUAUAGCCAUGGGACAGGGAGAGAAUUAAUUUCACCAACUCAAUUAUCUGUUGCUGUUAAAACAAAUAAAUGAUCACAAAGACUUAAAAAAAUAAAACUCAAGGCCCAUACAUAGUGGUAUACAAAGGUUUUUAAAAACCUUUUAACAGUGUAAUAUACUGAAAUGGCUCAUCAACUCUUUGAGUAGAAAAUUAGUUUGUGCACAUGGACGGGAUUUUUAUUUAUUUAUUUUUAUUUUUUGUGCUUGGCACAGUCCUCCAAACCCUUCACUAGUGAGUACUCAAAGUUGUUGUUUUUUUUUUGUUUUUUUUUGCAGUGUAUUUUUUUCCAUCCAAAGUCAAUCUUGCUGUGUUUAUUUGCAACAUCAGUUGCAAACCAGGUACUAUUAUGAAUAUUAUACUGUAAAAAAUAUUUUUUGAAAUAAAGAUUUUUGGAUUAGAGAACGUUUUACAAGAAAAUACUAUUUCAGUCUUUUUAUUCUUUAAUUCUUUAAUGCCCACCCAGUGUAUGUUUCCCCUCGACAGCUUAAUCUUAAAGGAGUCCUAUUAUGCUCUUUUAAAAAAUCUAGAUUUUGUUUUGGGGGUAUACUAGAACAUGUUCUCAUGCUUGGUGGUUCGAAAAUUGCAUUAUUUUUCACAUAAUUUACAUUAUUACAAUACCUUUCUCCCCAGCCUGGCACAAACGGUUCGAUUAGUUCCGGGUUUGAUGAAGGUCCGAAAAACUAAAUGUGUUGUGAUUGGUUAGCUGUCCCAGUGCGUUGUGAUUGGCGAACAGCUUAGACAGUGUUUCAGUGCUGCCCCGCCCCUUGCCAAAGUCGCAAGUUCGUCAGUAUUGCUAUAUCAAUUCAGACCCUGAGAAUAUCGAACAAGAGGACCGCGUAGAACCUUUGCAAGCACGGAUAUUACAAGACAUAAAGUGGUAACGUUAUUGUUGUUUUUUUUAUUUUUUUAUUUUUUGGCUAAAUCACGUUUUAGAUAGGAUGUCAACAACAGCUUAAAAAUAACUAUUUACUAUGUACAGAUAAGUGCAACGGUAAUAUGUAUUAUGUUUAUUGUUCUUUAAUUCUAACAUUCUAACAUGAAUUGCAGUGAAACUGUUAUACAGUUGAAUUUAUUUAUACCAUAGUCCCACAGACUUACAUUAUUUGUGGCGGCAUUUAUAUGCAAAUUCAUUUUCUGCCAGCGGGAGGCGCUGUUGGAGUAGUGAUCGAGGUUUCCCCGGUAAAGCUGUACACAAAACACCGCUCCGCUGACAAACGCUGCUUUGAUAUAAAAACACCCGCACCGGGUUUCGAUUUUAAAAUGUGCAGUGCUCAACCAAGCGUUCUACCCAUCCGCCAAUAAUUUGAAUUUCCGUAGGUGGGAAUUAUUUUAAUGAUAUUCUAAUGGACCGCUUUGUGAUGUCACAAACACCGGAAAACAACGCUGUAGUCCAAACGAGCCGUUCGUUGUAGUUCUUGAAAAGGGAAUUUUUAAAAUCAAAAUAUCUCCCUUGGAGUGGACUUUGAGAUUUGUAACUUUGUAGAUAUUUUUAUGCCCAAACAUACACACUGACUAAAAUUCAAAAAGUGAAAAAGCAUAAUAGGAGCCCUUUUUUAUUUUUUUUAAAGAAAACAAUAAAACCUGUUAAUUGAUUAAUUGUACUGUAAGUUACAGUAUCUUCCUAUAUGUGGUGAAUAAAUGUAAAUGUUUUAAAAUUGCAUCACAUUUAAAUUCACUGUAAAAUACGGUAAAAAUCAUGGCUUGCUGUAAAAUUAUGCACGUAGAAAUAAUGAAUUACUUAUAAUUACUUAUAAAUUACUCAUGAAUUAGUUAUAAAUUAUAACUUACGGGUAUAGUAACAUUAUAUCAGCUAGUGAAAUAUACAGUUAUCAGUUAUAAAAUAGACAGUACAGGCACCCAUAUGCCAACCCGUUUUAUUUAUAUUUAUUUGUGUUGCAUUAUUUAUUUAUUUUUAAAGGGGAAUUUCUGCCAAACACAGAUGCCAGUUUACAGUAAAUUUUCUGAAUAAUAAUAAAAUAAACUGUAGGAUUUACUCAGAAAUUGCUAGUAAAUUUCACAAAUAAUUACAAAGACAAUGGCAACACAUUAAAUUAAACAUGACAUUUUUAAUUAUUUCCCCGUCAGUAUUUUUUUUUCUUUUAAAAGUUGCCAACCACCAGCAGCAUUUUUGAUCAUUUUUACAAAAAAUCUAUUGGGGUUAAAAAUAUUUUGUUGUAUGAAUGUCAUACAAUAUAUCAUACAAACAUUUUAUUCUACCUUAAUAAAUUAUUAUUAUUAAUAUUAUUAUGAUGAUUAUUAUGAUGAUGAUAAUGAUUAUUAUUAUUAUUAUUAUUGUUGUUGUUAUUAUUAUUAUUAUUGUUAUUUUGAUUAGCACUUGUAUGUAUUUUCAUAAAGAAAAAAAAGUAACAUUUUGAAACCAGAUUUCACUGGGGUGAAUUUGGAUAGUAAGAAUAAGAACAAGAACAAGAACAAGAACAAGAACAAGAACAAGAACAAGAAUAAGAAUAAGAAUAAGAAUAAGAAUAAGAAAAAUAACAACGAUUAGAGAAAAAAAAAAAAAAAAAGACCGCAGAAAGCACACAAGCAACGAUACAUCAUUGAAUAAUAGACUGUUUCCACAUUCCUCUAAAAGUUUGAAAUAGUUUUUUUUUGUAAAACAUACUACAAUAAUAUUUAAUUUAAUGAAAUCUCUGAUAGAAAGAGUUGAUGGUAUGUACUAAGUAUAUUCUUCAGACAGAAUGUUUCCAGUGUAGGUGACGACUUACUGAACUUGUCAUAUUGGCCAAUCACAGCAAUUGUUAUCUGACAGUUGUUUUGCUCAAUUUCCUUGCCCUUAAUGAUCCUGACACUGGCCACAGGUAUGACAGAAGCUAAAGGUCACUUGUCUUAUAGCCACAAUGUAAUUCACCUUGCCCUUGAGUGGGAUGUUGUGCUCAGCCAGGCUCAUGCCUAUAGAGUUUAUCCUUGAGCGAACGGCGUCUCUCAUCGAUCACUGAAAUUGUGGAAUUGCACGAGUGAACGUGAAGAGAAUGUCUCUUUCAAAAGCCAGAGAACAUUGGAUAUGAACAGCUUGUGGCUCUACAAAUUGCUCUAAUGCUUUACCCCCGCCUGCAAAUAUGAGUUUUAUGAUUGAACCGGGAGACACUAAAUGAAAUCUGUCUUCUGAUUUUAUUUGACAGCGAAAAUCCCUCUAUCCUCAACCUCACCAAAAACUUUCUUCAAAGCUUAUUAGAGCAGAACUUUCAUCUUCGUUGAAAAUGACUGAUUAACAUACAUGAACAAAUAGCAACUGAUUGGAAGAACUGGUGAAGAUACUAUCAUAAUAAUAAAACAAAGGAUAACAGGUCCAUUAUCUCAGAGCUGCUCAUGACUGAAAGCAUCAAUCUUUCAUCACCAUUAUCUCAAGUGCACUUCUUGUUUCAGUCAAUACAAAACAUUAAGCUUGACUGAUCCUACCACGGCAUAUUAUAAUAUGAUAAUAUAAAGGAAGACUGACAUGCUGAAGGUCUCUAAGCAAUCUUAUUGGGUGUCAAAGCUUUUGAGAAGACAUUUUAAUUAAGUCCUUGAUGUUAAACUGACUUAAACUGGCAUCCAUUUUUGCAGGAUCUAUCUAUUCUAUUCGCUUCAGGACGCGCAGACGGGGGAAGCAAGCCAGCGUGCUCAUGAAGCUCAGACAGCGCGGAUUUAGAACGCCGCUACCUAGUAUCCAUCUGACGAAUCUCCGCUCUCUACCCAACAAAACAGACGAACUUCUUCUGCUCUCCCGGACAAAUAAGGACAGCGCGUUAAGUCUGCCGGGCUUUCAGUUGUUCAGAGCGGAUUGAGACGCAGAAGCAAUGGGGAAAUCGCGCAGCCGUCGGGACAUGCUUUUACAUCAGUGAGAGGUGGUGUACAGAUGUAAAAGUGUUAAAGAAGAUGUGCUGUUCAGAUCUAGAAGCACUUUUCAUUAACUGUAAUCCUUUCUACUCGCCGCGGGAGUUUCACUCGUUCAUUCUCGUGAGUGUUUACAUUCCACCGCAAGUGCACGUGAGCUCAGCUUUACAGAAACUCGCUGAUCAGAUCUCACACACACAGAACAACAACACCCAGACUCUAUUUUAAUCAUUCUUGGGGACUUUAAUAAAGCCAAUCUCUCCCGUGAACUGCCAAAAUACAAACAGCACAUCACAUGUCCCACCAGAGACAGUAAUAUAUUGGAUCACUGUUACACAGCAAUAAAAGAUGCAUAUCACUCUGUCCCACGGGCAGCUUUGGGGCUCUCUGACCACUGCCUGGUUCAUCUUAUACCUACCUACAGACAAAAACUUAAAUCUGCUAAACCUGUAUUAAAGACUGUAAAAAGAUAGACCAACGAAACAGAGUGGGUUUUACAAGCCUGUUUCGACUACACUGAUUGGAGUGUUUUUGCAGUUGCUACCACCGAUCUGGACGACCUCACAGAGACUUUAACAUCCUAUAUUAGUUUCUGUGAGGAUAUAUGCAUUCCUACCAGGACUUAUUUAACAUUCAACAAUGAUAAGCCAUGGUUUACAGCAAAACUCAGACAUCUUCAUCAGGACAAAAAGGAUGCCUACAGAAAUGGGGACAGAGUCUUGUACAAUCAGCCCAGGAACACACUGAAUAAGGAGAUUAGAGUGGCUAAAAGGACCUACGCUAAAAAGUUGGAAGAUCAGUAUACUUCCAAUGACUCAGCUUCAGUGUGUAAAGACCUGAAAGCCAUCACCAAGUACAAGACCAUCCCCCAGCACUGAGGUGAAUCAACAACUUGCUGAUGACCUGAAUGAGUUUUAUUGUAGAUUUGAAACCCCCCACACCCGUCCUGACCAUCUCUCUACACAACCACUAACACCUCCUGUAUCCCCCCUCUCCCCCACACCUGCACUCCAGAUCAGUGAAGAAGAUGUGCGCCAGGUCUUCAGAAAGAACAAGAGAAGAAAGGCACCAGGCCCAGACAGUGUGACACCAGCCUGUCUGAAAACCUGUGAUGACCAGUUGGCCCCCAUCUUCACACAGAUCUUCAAUAGAUCUCUGGAGUUGUGUGAAGUCCCUGCCUGCUUCAAACGCUCCACCAUCAUCCCCGUCCCAAAGAAACCCAAGAUAACAGGACUUAACGACUAGGGAUGCGUUCUCUCCCCACUGCUCUUCUCCCUGUACACCAACGACUGCACCUCUAAAGACCCCUCUGUCAAGCUCCUGAAGUUUGCAGACGAUGCUACAGUUAUCGGCCUCAUACAGGACGGUGAUGAGUCUGAUUACAGACAGGAGGUUGAGCAGCUGGCUGUCUGGUGCAGUCUUAACAACCUGGAGCUGAAUACGCUCAAAACGGUGGAGAUGAUCAUGGACUUCAGGAGAAACCCCCCUGCACUCUCCCCACUCACCAUCAUGAACAGCACUGUGGCUGCAGUGGAGACAUUCAAGUUCCUGGGAUCCAUCAUCUCUCAGGACCUGAAGUGGGAUACUCACAUCGACUCCAGAAAGGCCCAACAAAGGUUGUACAUCCUUCGCCAGCUGAGGAAGUUCAACCUGCCACAGGAGCUGCUGAAACAGUUCUACUCAGCCGUCAUCGAGUCUGUUCUGUGCACAUCAAUAUCUGUCUGGUUUGGUUCAGCUACAAAAUCAGACAUCAGUAGACCACAGAGAACGGUUCGGACUGCUGGAAGGAUUAUUGGUGCUCCCCUUCCCUCCCUCCAAGAACUGUAUACAUCCAGAGUGAGGAAAAGGGUUCAGAAAAUUACUCUGGAUCCCCUCACAUCCAAUUCACCCCCUAUUUGAACUUUUGCCAUCUGGCCGGCGCUACAGAGCCCCAAAUACCUGGACAGCGAGGCACAAGAACAGUUUCUUCCCCCAGGCAAUCUUAUCAACCUUAUGAACAGUUAAAUGUUCCCCACAUUAUGCAAUAAAAAUGUGCAAUAACCUUAUAUUUAUUUGUUACCACCUCCAUCCUAGCACAUCCCUGCAUCUCAUUCUAUUCUAUUCCAUUCUAUUAUCUAUAGCACAAAUGUACAUACAAUUUAUUUACUUUUCAAUUUUUGUCUAUUUAUAUUUACAUAAUUGUCAUUCUGUUCACUCAAGCUUGUCGUCCACUGCACAUGUGCCCCUAGGAAUACUGGUGGAGUAUGAGGGGAUGUCAUGGGCUCCAGCUCCAGAGCUCUCUCCCGUGUCGGCUUCAGCCCCAGGGCUCUCUCCAGUGUCAGCUCCAGCUCCAGAGCCCGUUCCUCCAGAGCACCCUCCAGUGCCCGCUCCUCCAGAACCCGCCCUGCAUAUGCCUGUGGCUGGGCCGAGCGCCAAGGCGAUUUUAUGCAGGAGUUUGUGGACUAUAGCCAACUUGCCACAUGUGAUGACCUCACCUUAAUGGAGGGAUUCUGGUGCAGGUUGGAUGACGAUAUCCACCUCGUCAUGCCAAGAGCUGAUCCGUGCUGGUCAUUGAAGAAUUACAUCGACUUUGCGUUGUGGAUUACAUGUGGUCGCCACUCCGCUGUCAGUCCGCUGUCAGUUCCACCAGUCGUUCCCCAGUUGAGCUCUGAAUUGUCAGCCACCGCUGUCUCAAGCCCACCGCCGUCCGUGGCUCCACCGUCAAGCCCGCUGCCGUCCAUGGCUCACUCAAGCCCGCCAUUCGCAGUGAAGUCAAGCCCGCCGCCGUCUGCGGCUUACUCAAGCCCACCGUCCACCGCACAUGUGCCCCUAGGAAUACUGGUGGAAUAUGAGGGAAUGUCAUGGGCUCCAGCCUCAAAGCUCGCUCCAGUGUCGGCUCCAGCUCCAGAGCCUGUUCCUCCAGUGCCCACUCCUACAGAACCUGCCCUGGCCGGGCCGAGGGCCAAGGCUGCUCCACCAUGGCCUCCCGAGCCCCUGUCCCGCCAUGGUCCUCAGAACUCCCUGAUCUGCCCUGAAGGCCCUCCUUAUCCCAGUCCUGCACCAGCCUCCAGGGUGCCCGCCCCCCCUCCCCAGUGGAACUGUUAUGGUGCGAGACGCACCUUCUGGGGGCGAUAUGUCACGUGUAUGUUCUGUUUAGUUUUGAGUUUGUUUUCAGUUAGCCUGUUCCCCUGUGACCUAGUUUUCGUUAGCUUCCUAAUUGUCAUUCUGUUCACAUGUGUUUGAUUAAUUAACUCGUUAAUUCAUUUGUUUGCUCUUUUACUUAAACCUUCAGUUCGCCCCUUAGCCUUUUUCCGUUCUACUUUAUGUUUAGUUGUGUGUUUCAUGUAAAUUCUGCUUGGUUUUUCUAUUAAAACAAGAUCAUUGGAACCACACCUUUUCCUUUGCCUACCUUCACACGACACAACUGUUACACAUAUAUAGUAUGUUAUUCUUAUUAUUACAUUAUUACAGUAAUUAUUAUAUUAUUGUUGCUUUUGUUAAAAUAGUCAUAAGAUGGUCACAAGAUAAAUAUUCAGAUUUUUUCCCCCAGUAGUCUGUUUUAUUCAAACAAUUAUGAACAUUUUUGCAUUUAGAUACAGAAGAACUUUGCCUGUUGAAUAUUAAAAAUAAGUGAACAAAAAAAAAAUCUGGAUCUCCAUGUCUGCCAUGCAAAUCAACUGUUCCUGCUCAUCUCCAGACUGGAUCUCUUCUCUCCACUUUCCCUAAUUGCAGAUUCAAUUAUUAGAUCUGUCAGCAUUAAUAUUUUUAUACUAAUUUGAUUUUCGGGGCGGGGGAGGGGGGGAUGGGGUAAUCAAACUGUAACACCGUGUGUCCCAACCAGACGUGACGCGACACGAUAAAAAGUAUCUUUCCAUGUAAUUUUUGUCCUAACCACCCACGACACAGAAUUCUAUUUUAGAAAUUUUCUUUUUUUUUUUUUCUGUGACGUCGCAGCAGGAACAACAUUCAAAAUAUGACAGUGAUAAUCUCAGGUAAAGAUUAUGUGCUUUAUUCAAUGUUAAAAGUGUCUAAUGUAAGUUUGAAUAUUAUUUUGCAUGAGGUUUAUAGCCAUAGUGAAAGCAACAAUAGAUAUUUUGCCUCAGAUCUUGAAAAUAAAUUAAAGCAAACUUAUGUUAAAACUGUGAACUCAUCAACAUCCUUAACAAAGAUGGUAUCACUCACUCACUCAAAACUGUUCAGUCCAUUCACAUUUGAAUCAUCUAUGAAUCAUCCGUGUCCACUUUUAUUUACUUCACACUUGCCAUGUUUUUGCUGUCACAUAGUAUCUACACUGGACGCAACAAAGCAUUGCAAAUCAUUAUUUGAAAUUAGCACGGGCCAAACAUUUUUCUCUGGGCCGCCUAUUGAGGAACCCUGCUUUAAGGUAAAACUUUUAAUUUGACAUUACAGUGCAUUUAACAGGGAAUAAACAGAAAAUAACUGUACUCAAGGGUGUUAAGAACAUAAAAAUGUCAAACCUGGUUUACCUGCUGGAAGGUGUCAUUAUCCCUGGUUAUAGAAAGAGAAUAAUUACAUUUUUGUGUACAUCAAUAUGGACUCCAGGAGCUGGGACAGCAAAGCUGUAUUGAACUGAAUGGGAAGUUCUCAACCAAUAUAAUACAAUAUUCAUGAAAUCAAUUCAUCAAUGCAUCUAACAGCUCAAAACCUAUGAUGGCCAGCCAAGACAGCCCUACAGAAAAUACUGUGGCAGUUCCUUUGGCUGCAUGUUUGAACUCUAAUUCUGACGGCACCCAUUCACUGCAGAGGAUUAAUUGGUAAGCAAAUUAUGUAAUACUGAAUUUCUCCAAAUCUGUUCCGAUUAAGAAACAAACUUAUCUAUAUCUUGGCUGGCCUGAGGGUGAAUAAUUUUCAGCAACUGUUCAGUAUAUUAUCUGAAAACAAGUCUUAUUGUUGCAUGUAAUUCUGCAUAUAAGGCUUUUUUUUUUGGUAAUUGAACUUAACUGAAGAUAUAUUUUCUGAAAGUCUAAAUUUUUCUUCUCAAGUAAAUUUAUUUUGAAAAGUGUUUAGAUAUUUUUACUGAUUAAAAUGCUAAGCAAGGAAAUUCUAUUUUUUUUUUUUGCAGUGUAAGUCAUCUCUCUCUCUCUCUCUCUCUCUCUCUGAUGAUAAGGUGGUUAUUCAUCAUUUGUCCACUGCAGAGGCAAAGAAUUUUUGUCAGCUCAUUCUCGGGUUUUGAGGAGAGCGAGAUUUAAUUUUCUUUGGCCUUCACUGAAGGUUGACAGAUUCUCUGUCGGUCCCACUGUUGACAUAAAGUCUCAUGUUGAGUGGCCGCUUCACAACCUUCAUCUAUGAAUGUAAAGAUAAAGCUGUCAGAACUCACAAGAUUAUGCCAGCUGAGAGAGCAGGCCACUGGUCCUCAAAAUGGUACAAUUAGUGAGGAAUCAUCUGGGUCACUUUACCCUCUUUCUCUUCAUGUCGGUCAUGGUGUCUGAAGCACUAGAAUAAAGUGUAAGCUUAACCCAGAAGUGGCUCUCACAUUAGGGAGAGAUGUCGAGAGAUAAUAUUCACAAUUGAAAGGACCUGGCAGCUUCCAUAGAGCCAUAGGGGUGACAACAGUUAGCGCUGAUAAGACUACCAAUUCUAACCAUAAUGACAAAAAUAAAUCAGCGUCGGCUAACACACUAUGCCCUGAUACACAGGAUGACAUGACAACAAAAGGCGGCAUGUUUUGGUUUGUUUGUUGGAUGACAGAUUAAUUAAAAAAAAUAAAAAAAAAAUAUCUAGCAUAAUCUAGAAAUCUAGCAUAUAUUUAGCAGUGUUUAUCAAUGCACAACCAUGACAUUUCUGUACAGAUGUUUUAGCAUCUUUGAUUGUAUGUGCACUUGUAGUCUACAAAGAUUAAAAGUACAUUAAAAAGAAAACAAAAAACUGUUCUUGCAGAUAAUAUAAUAUAAAUCAAAUAAAAGGACAUGUGUACUUAGAGUACACUUUCAUGAUCAUUUCUUAACACAAUGAAGUACACUUUAAAAAUGUGCAUU